CGUCUACAAUCUCCCAUCCUUCUCAAUUCGAUCUCUUCCACCAAGCCACUUCAGUACGCGACAGAAGCCAGUGAAUCAGUGAGCGACAGGCAGAGAGCUCGGCCUCGACCAACAAGAAGAAGAAGAAGAAAGAAGCAAGGCGGCAGCAAUGGCGGGCGUGGGUCGCAACAUGGUGGCGCCGCUGCUGGUGCUGAACCUCAUCAUGUACAUCGUCGUCAUCGGGUUCGCGAGCUGGAACCUCAACCACUUCAUCAACGGCCUUACCAACCGCCCCGGCGUCGGCGGCAACGGCGCCACCUUCUACUUCCUCGUCUUCGCCAUCCUCGCCGGCGUAGUCGGCGCCGCGUCCAAGCUCGCCGGCGUGCACCACGUCCGCACCUGGCGCGGGGACAGCCUUGCCACCUCCGCCUCGUCAGCGCUGGUGGCCUGGGCGAUUACCGCCUUGGCGUUCGGGCUGGCGUGCAAGGAGAUUCAUAUUGGUGGGUACCGCGGAUGGCGCCUCAGGGUGCUGGAGGCGUUCGUGAUCAUUUUGAUGUUCACGCAGCUGCUCUACGUGCUCGCGCUGCACUCCGGCCUCUUCGGGAACCAGUUUGGCAACCAUGCUGGUGCUGGUGGGUACGGAGCCGAGCACGGCGCGUAUGGCGCCGGCGACCCGCACAACAAGGGCAUGGGCACCGGCGGCGUCGCGAGGGUGUAAGCCAAGCCGGUGAUCGAUCUCGGCGUGGUCGGGCGCUGGGAUAAUAAGUAGUUGUAUGUAUGUGUCAGUGUUAGUGUGUGUCACGUACGGUGUGGGCUUAAUGCAUAGUGUACUUGGUGGUGGUGUGUGUGCAUGGCUGUAGACAUGUAGUACAUGUACACGUACCUAGUGGGUGUGUUCUUUUUGGCAGGGACACUAGUACUUGCGUACUAGUACAUGACCCGCAAAAAAAGAAGUACCUAGUACAUGGUUUGUUUAUGUGGUGUCUAGCGAGCAGCUUUCCGAUGUACUAAUCGGAUGGAUGGAUGCUCUUCUCCGUCCGCUGCCUCAGUCCCGGCAAUGUCUGCUUGGACGAAGUUUAAUUUACAAGUGGCAUGAUAUUAUCGAUUAA
Molecule: messenger RNA, 1088 nt
Organism: Aegilops tauschii subsp. strangulata
Lineage: Eukaryota; Viridiplantae; Streptophyta; Magnoliopsida; Poales; Poaceae
Product: membrane protein PM19L
Source: RefSeq, a predicted model, not a curated record